Molecule: messenger RNA, 5546 nt
Organism: Austrofundulus limnaeus
Lineage: Eukaryota; Metazoa; Chordata; Actinopteri; Cyprinodontiformes; Rivulidae
Product: E3 ubiquitin-protein ligase RBBP6
Exons: 21
Coding region: 278-5410 (1710 amino acids)
Biological process (GO): heart development; regulation of gene expression
Cellular component (GO): MLL3/4 complex
Molecular function (GO): chromatin DNA binding; histone H3K27me2/H3K27me3 demethylase activity; RNA polymerase II cis-regulatory region sequence-specific DNA binding
Source: RefSeq, a predicted model, not a curated record
AGAAGAGGAGGCGAGGAGAGGAAAGAAGGGAAGGAGAGAGGGGCUGAGUGGAGCAAAGAGCAAAAACAAAACAAAYAGAAAAAAAGAGCUUGCAGCUAUUUAAAGGGAUUCCAAGGCGGUUCAGUUCUGCUGGCUUUUUAUUCCUGACGGAAAGCGUCAUCAAAUUAGGACCAAAAAGUCUGUCUCCCCUUUCCCUCACAGUAUUCACUGCAAGGUUGCCUCUUUGCUCUCRAGUGUGAAGCAGAGGGCCUCCCAAACACAGACCAAGACUGGCUGCAUGUAUCACCCAGCAGAGUUCUACUCUGGCCGUAACACAUGGGACUCCUAUCCAGCUGGAGGGCCUAACAGAGGACCAUGGGCGCCUGUGAACGGUCGGCCCUGGAACAACACACAAAGAUGCCAAGAAGGGCGCAACCAGUCCCAUCAUUCACCAUCAGGUCGUCUUUAUAAUAGAGGGGACAGAAGUCAUGUCCAGGACAAAGUCAUGCCGAAGGGACAUCGUCAGCCAUUCCGAAACUGGGACAGUAAAGAACAACAGUUCCAGGCCCAGAACUGGCAUCUCAACGCUACACGCUCGUUCAGCAACCAAGGAGGUGCCAAUGGUUACCUGGCAAGACCCGGCCAGCGCUACGUAGACUGGCAGUACAAUCAUGGGGAUCCUCGUCUGAAUCGCAACAACAGGGAACUGCAGCCCCCUCCAGAUAGAUGGGCCACCUCUGACCAACACAGAAACUUCACCGGCAGAAUGGUAAACAACAGACCAGGACCCUGGAAACGGCCAGCCCUCCACCAGCGACAUCAUCACAGCCCACCCCCACAGCACCAUCUGUCUCCCAGGAAUGGGUGUCCGGCGAAGAGGAAACGAGACUUCAGCCCUGAUCAACCAUGUCACCCUGGAUUGAGGCAUUUGCCUCUACUUGCCCACGCUCCAUCAUCACCCAGCCACCACCGGUGCAACCAGGAUGACAGGGCAGGUCCUUGCUACCACACUGAAUACAGGACCUCAUCAACACAGCAACAGGAAACCUCUGAAGUGCGAGCUGAAGGCCAUGACUUUGGUAACUCAGAACUUGUGAACCAGAGCUGUGGAGGCAAAGCAUCAUACCAUUGUAACAGAGAAAAGGUUGAAUGGAAAAUCUCGGCUUCACCAGCAGACCCCACCCGUGUGCCUUACAGCCAGCAAAGUCAUCAUUACCACCAUCAGCGGCACACAACCCACCCGAGAGUCCCACAGCACAAUGCGGUCCUGCAGCCUCUUGAGGAGAAGGACUCCUGGGGUCCUCACCACAAACAAAGCACAGAAACUCAUCACACCCAUCUAAAAGGCAACUCAAGGGAUCCAUCAAUCAGCAAGAAUUCAGUUACAGACUCUCCACCAUAUCGUUCCUCUCAUCCAAAAGAUGGUGGUUCUGCUUCCAGCCGCCAAGGUGCUCUCUCCAGUCCCUCGUUGUACACUGAGACCAGUGGCAGAAAAGAUUCCCCAGAUGUUCAGCCUGGUUGUUCCAGCCUAAAAGAGCAGCAGAAAAGCCMAGCAAGCCCAAGUCAUGCAUCAAGACCCGGCCUGACAUCUACCAAGAUUCGUACAUCUCAUGCUGUCUCCAAAUCCAGGUUUUCAGAUCCCAAAGGCAGGAAGACCUGCUCACAACAGUCUCCCCUCGCCAACUCAAAAGCAAGCAAGCCCGAGAAGGUGAAGGAGGAUGUCAGAAAAACUGAGUCUAAACAGAAAGACAAGGCUCUGAAAAAGGAGAGAAAGAACAAUGCCGAAAAGGCAUACAGAAAGGAUGAGGAAAGGAAACGGCGACGGAGGAGAGAAGAAAAACGCUCAGGGGAAAAGAAGAGAAAGAGAGAUAAAGGGUUGAAGGACAUAAAAUUAAAUGGAAAAUUCAAAAAGGCAAAGAAGGAAGUGGUUUCUUCCUCCUCUGCUUCCUUGUGUCCAGGAGAGGCCAAAUUCAGUAAAGUGGAGACACCAUCUUCAUCCUCAGAGAGUCAAAGCCAGUCAUCCCCCAAACAAAAGCACAGGGAGAGGACAUCAGUCAGUCCACCCACAGAAUGUCCUCGUCCCAGCUGCACUUCACAGCAUUCAACAUUAAAAUCGGGUAAGAAGCCAAAAAAGAAACACAGUCCCUCUCAACCCUCUGUCAAAAAGCAGUCAACAAAAUCUCUCUCUAAUUGCCCCAAACAAACCAGCAACAYAUUAUGUCCCUCGGAGAAUGGACCAAAAACACACUUGAAUGGCACAUUCCCUUCUGUUGUGUGUAAAGCCUCAGCACUACUCAGCACUGCAUGCUCCGUUAGCUUAGAACAAGCCAUUCAUAACAAAGAUGAUGGUCAAGGGGGGGUUCUCAGUGCCCCAGACCUUCAGCCUGAAGCUAUGCUGGGAAAUUUGACAGAUGGUGGGGACAACCAUGCAAACACUCCUCCUGUGCUUAGCUGGCAGGGCUCCCCUGUGUCGGAUCUCGAGGAAGAGGAGCGAGMGCUUGAAAAAGGUGUAAUGAGUAGGCCCGUUCUGCAGCCCAGCCCCACCCAGUGCUUUUCCCCUCAUCCUGCAGACAGCGAAAGCAACGAUGACAUGGAAAGGGAGCCUAGUUUGGAUAAAUUGAAUGAAAAACCCUGCAACGACACAUCUGAACUCUGUGAACCAUCUUGCCCAAUCAAACCAGACAUAGAGGAAGACAAAGAAGACAAGGUAAACACCAGUGGAAAAACGUCUGGCUCACUUCUCAAUGGGUUCCACCAGCAUAAAGCAGGAUUAGACGAYGUCUUCAAGAGUCUUGCCAACUUUCUUGGAAGCCAAAGAGCCACAUGUCGAGGCGGUCCAUUUGGCGGUGCUUCUACAAAAGGAGUGAAGUACUCCUCAUCUCUUGCUGUAGUGCCACAGAUACAUGAUUGUGAAAACCAGGAUAUCUCCUCCAAAUUGACUCCCACACCAUCCUCUGAGUCCAACAAUCAGUCACCCUCUGACACUACCWCUAAAUCUCUUGUAGAAUUCCACAGUUCACCAUAUCUGAAAGAGCCUGUCAAAAUGCAAGAAAAGAUGGAGAGUUCUGCAAAGGAGAGACAAGAAGGGAGGCUUGCUGAGAACCUCUUGGGGAAAUCAGAGUCCUCUCUUUUGGAGGGAUCACUGAGUGCAGAGCUGAGAGUGACCACAACACACAGGGCCUCUUUCACCAGUGUCAUUAGCGUCUCUACGAAGGAAGAGCGAGAAAACAGGAAAGAGACGGGGCUCAUGGCUGCAAACAGGAAGCGAAAACAAAAGGCUGAGGAUGUGGGAAGAGGAGCGGAGAUCAAAAAAAGGAUAAAGGCAAAAAAGAGGAAAAUAAAAAAUAAAGCUAAUCAUGUAAAGGUUUCGAACAAGAGGGGCAUUUCAUCCUCAGUGUCAGUCGUCUCAAGAUCCCCCGCAGGCAAUAUGAAGGGCCAGUUUCCUCAGGAAAAUAAACUCCCCCAUGGCAAAGACAUCAAGAGAAUCAAAUUGGACACUGGGAACAGCGAUGCAAACCUGGUAAAAGAUAUCAAAGUAGAAGACAAUAAGUUGAAGAAUAAGGCAACCUCAGACAACAACACCUCAAACUCAGCCUCAGCUGCAACAAUCACUACUAACAAGUCAGGUGCUACCAAACCAGCAAGCAGUCCUCCCUGCUCAAAAGCUCCAGUGGAUCCCUUGAGACUGAAAGCAUUGUCCAUGGGUUUGUCAAAGGAGCUGAAGAUCAUCUUGGUUAAGAUGGACAGUGCAGGAAGGCAAACGUUUAACAUAUCAGAGCUGGAGGAAAGAAGAAUCCCACUUUCCAAGAUCAACAUUCAAAACACAGCAACUGAAGUGAUCAGUGCAUGCAAGGGGACAAAAGUGAAGGGCAAAUUUAAGGAGUCCUACGUGCUUCCUGCCUUGUCUGUCAAACCCAACAUCAAUGUUCACACUCCAAUUCCUCGGGAAAAGCUUAACCCUCCCACACCGAGCAUUUAUCUGGAGAGUAAGAGGGACGCCUUCUCUCCCGUCCUACUUCAGUUCUGCACUGAUCCCAAAAAUGCCGUUACGGUCAUCCGAGGCCUUGCUGGCUCUCUCCGCCUUAAUCUUGGCCUGUUCUCUACCAAAUCUCUGGUUGAGGCCAACUCAGACCAUGCUGUGGAAGUGAGGACUCAGGUUCAGCAGCCAGCUGACGAGAACUGGAAUGCGAGUGGCUCCGCACAGACGUGGCCCUGCGAAAGCAGCCGCUCUCACACCACCAUUGCCAAAUACGCUCAGUACCAGGCCUCCAGCUUCCAGGAGAGCCUGCAGGAGGAGAAGGAGAGUGAAAGUGAAGAGGAAGAAGAGCAGACCUCAGAGCAGUCAGCAACCUCAAAAACUGCUCUGUUGUUAACGGACAGUAAAGAUGUUCCCUCUGCUGCUGCCAGCAACAAAGGCCAGCCGGCUCAUGCCACGAGCACACUCAGCCCAGAGCAGAAAACAGCAGGAAAGAUCAUUAAAUUUGGGACCAACAUUGAUCUUUCCGACCCUAAAAGGUGGAAACCCCAGCUACAGGAGCUGCUGAAGCUGCCAGCUUUCAUGCGGGUUGAAUCCAACAACAACAUGCUCAGCCUCGUGGGUCACACCAUCCUGGGCAUGAACACCGUCCAGCUCUACAUGAAGGUGCCAGGCAGCCGCACGCCAGGCCAUCAGGAGAACAACAACUUCUGCUCUGUCAACAUCAAUAUCGGACCGGGAGACUGUGAGUGGUUCGCUGUCCACGAACGCUACUGGGACGCUAUCAACAAAUUCUGUGAUAAGCAUGGAGUGGACUACCUCACAGGGUCCUGGUGGCCAGUCCUGGAGGACCUCUAUAGCUCAAACAUCCCUGUCUACCGCUUCAUUCAGAGACCCGGAGACCUGGUGUGGAUUAACGCYGGGACUGUUCACUGGGUCCAGGCAGUGGGCUGGUGCAACAAUAUUGCCUGGAAUGUGGGACCUCUCACCUCUUACCAAUAUCAGCUCGCCCUGGAGCGCUUCGAAUGGAAUGAGGUGAAGAAAGUYAAGUCGAUUGUUCCCAUGAUCCACGUGUCGUGGAAUGUUGCUCGAACCAUCAAGAUCACGGACGAGGAUACCUUCAAGCUGAUCAAACACUGCCUCCUGCAGUCCAUCAAGCACAUCCAAAUUCUCAGAGAGCAGCUGGUGGCUGCAGGGAAGAAGAUAUUUUACCAGGGCCGCGUGAAGGACGAGCCAGCCUACUACUGCAACAAGUGUGAUGUGGAAGUGUUUGAUCUGCUCUUUGUGAGCAGUGAGAACAGCAGUAAAAAGACCUACGUGGUGCACUGUGAGGACUGUGCCCGGGCGAAGAACUCCUCGCUGGCGGGGGUGGUGGUACUGGAACAGUAUCGGACAGAGGAGCUGAUGAAGAUCUACGACAGCUUCGUGCUGGUCAGUGUCACUUUAGCAUCUUGACACUAAAUGCAAAUGUUCAUUUCUGCCUACAUUCCAAAACAAGUUGGAAUGGUGAAGCUUUUUUUUUUUCAUUUUACAAUGUUGUUUCUCUACUUCCUGUAACACUUGAAAUGAAUUAAAACAAUGUGACUAUGAA